Aquila chrysaetos chrysaetos is the source of this 2229-nucleotide messenger RNA. It is a transcript of the gene CPNE7, whose product is annotated as copine 7. Gene Ontology annotation, cellular component: plasma membrane. Lineage: Eukaryota; Metazoa; Chordata; Aves; Accipitriformes; Accipitridae. Gene Ontology annotation, biological process: cellular response to calcium ion. The record is from RefSeq and is a predicted model, not a curated record. Gene Ontology annotation, molecular function: calcium-dependent phospholipid binding.
GAACUGCAGCUUGAGUCAGUUGUGUGGAGGUGGCAGCGGCGGCGGCUCCGGCUGGCACACCGGCUCCGGCUGGCACACCGACCCAAGCCCUCGGCCCGGCCGUGUGCGGACCCCAGGCCACCGGCACCCAGGGCCCUGCAGAGCCAUUGGGACUGGAACCGGCCACCCCAUCUCGGAGGGGGUCCCUGAGGUCCCCUCCACCCACCAGAUCAUCCCACCCCGGUCCCCACCAACACCCACUGCCACCGGGGACCUGCCCGACGCCACGGACCUGGGCUCCAGCCCCACGCCUGGCACUGCGGGGCGACGUGCCCCGGGCAUGACGGGCGCCUGCCCGGCUCCCUGACGGCAACGAAGGCAGCGGCCGCCCUCGCCGCCCCGCUCCCCCCGCAUGCCUUUCUCCCACGGGGCCGCCUGCCCCCCGUCGCGCCCGGCCACCCACCGCGCCACGGCCACCAUGGGUGAGACCCCCGAGCCGUCCCCCCAGGCUCCGCUGGCCGUCCUCUCCAAGGUGGAGCUGCGGGUGAGCUGUAAGCAUCUCCUGGACCGCGACACGCUCAACAAGUCGGACCCCUGCGUCCUGUUGCUGAUGCAGUCCCAGGGCCAGUGGAUGGAGGUGGACCGCAGCGAGAUCAUCAAGAGCAACCUCAACCCCGUCUUCGCCAAGAUCUUCACAGUGGACUACUACUUCGAGGAGGUGCAGAAGCUGCGGUUCGAGGUGUACGACAGCCACGGGCACGCCGGCGUGGGCACGCACGACGACGAUUUCCUGGGGGGCAUGGAGUGCACCGUGGGGCAGAUCGUGGCGCAGAAGCGGGUGACGAAGCCGCUGUUCCUCAAGUACGGGAAAUUCGCGGGCAAGUCCACCAUCACGGUCAUCUCGGAGGAGAUCUCGGGGAACAACGGCUACGUGGAGCUCGCCUUCCGGGCCAAGAAGUUGGAUGACAAGGAUCUCUUCAGCAAGUCGGAUCCUUUCCUGGAGAUCUACCGCAUCGAUGACGAUCGCAGCGAGCAGCUGGUAUACCGCACCGAGGUGGUGAAGAACAACCUGAGCCCCAUCUGGGAGCCCUUCAAGGUCUCCCUCAACUCGCUCUGCAGCUGCGAGGAGAAGAGGAAGCUGAGGUGCGUGGUGUGGGACUACGACUCGCGGGGCAAACACGACUUCAUCGGGGAGUUCUUCACCACCUUCGAGGAGAUGCAGAAGGCGAUGGGGGAGAACAAGGUGCAGUGGGACUGCAUGAACCCCAAGUACAAAAUCAAGAAGCGCAACUACAAGAACUCGGGGGUCGUGGUGCUGCUGGACCUGAAGAUCCACAGGGUCUACUCCUUCCUGGACUACAUCAUGGGCGGCUGCCAGAUCCACUUCACGGUGGCCAUUGACUUCACGGCCUCCAACGGGGACCCCCGAAACAGCUGCUCCCUGCACUACAUCAACCCCUACCAGCCCAACGAGUACCUCAAGGCACUGGUCGCGGUGGGUGAGAUCUGCCAGGACUACGACAGCGAUAAGAAAUUCUCAGCUCUGGGCUUUGGUGCGAGGAUCCCCCCCAAGUACGAGGUCUCCCACGAUUUCGCCAUCAACUUCAACCCUGACAAUGAUGAAUGCGAGGGCAUCCAGGGCGUCGUGGAGUCCUACCAGAGCUGCCUGCCCAAAAUCCAGCUCUACGGCCCCACCAACGUGGCCCCCAUCAUCUCCAAGGUGGCUCGCGUGGCAGCCAACGAGGAGCGGACGAAGGAGGCUUCACAAUACUUCAUCCUGCUGAUCCUGACGGACGGAGUGGUGACGGACAUGGCGGACACGCGGGAGGCCAUCGUCCGCGCCUCCUACCUGCCCAUGUCCAUCAUCAUCGUGGGGGUGGGCAACGCCGACUUCACCGACAUGCAGAUCCUGGAUGGGGACGACGGCAUCCUGCGCUCCCCCAAGGGCGAGCCCGUCCUCCGUGACAUAGUCCAGUUCGUCCCUUUCCGGGAGUUCAAGAACGCGUCACCGACGGCCCUGGCGAAGUGCGUGCUGGCGGAGGUGCCCAAGCAGGUGGUGGAGUACUACAGCUACAAGGCCUUCCCCCCCCGCUGCCCCCAGCCCGACACCCCCGACUCCAACCUCAGCUCGCCCCAGUGAGAGCCCCCCCGGCUCCCCGCAGUGUGGCGUGGGGACGGACGGGGUCCCCGCCGGGUCCCAACCCUGCCGCAGACCCCUCCUUGCCGGGCGGGGGGGUACACCGGGAGCCA